This is a messenger RNA of Enterobius vermicularis (human pinworm), 633 nucleotides long. Lineage: Eukaryota; Metazoa; Nematoda; Chromadorea; Rhabditida; Oxyuridae. The record is from the annotation of a GenBank genome assembly.
UGAAAAACGCUUCCCCAGCCUGAAAAAUAUCAUUUUGUAGGGCGCAAAGUCUCGAGUGUACAGUACUGUAAUUCCAUCAAAGGAGGACCCAACUAACUCUUUGCCAUGGCACCAUGUUGUCACGGCUCGCCGGAGAUCGUCGCGGCUCGCUGUUUCGUCAAACCUUAUUGCACGUGUGAUUGGGAGAGCUGGUGGAAAUAUCAAUGCUAUUAGGGAAGCUACAGGAGCUUACAUAGAAGUGGAAAAGCAGAAUGGCAAGAAAGAGCAACAUGACCGUCAAAUUACUAUAAAGGGCUCAGAACAUGCUAUAAGGCAAGCGGUUGAAAUGAUUAACGGGCUAAUUUUGGAUAGCGAGGCAACAGUCAAUGAGAUAAUUAAGCGAGUUACUGUUGCUGGAGGAGUAGUGCCUGCAUUAUCCUCUCAUACAGAUGAUGCAUCGCAUCCUCGUCACUCUGGAACAAAUAUAGCUUCUGUUUCAAAGUCUUCAAGAAAAUCAAGCUGUGGAGUAAUUUCUUCCUCCCACUCUAUAUCUGAGGUGCCAGUUAGAAGUGCUAUUAUACCACAAGCCACUCAGAAUGUUUGGGUUCAAAGGGCUGCUCAACGUCAGAAAGGUAAUCUAGCAUUUUCUUAAUU